Molecule: messenger RNA, 2191 nt
Organism: Jaculus jaculus (lesser Egyptian jerboa)
Lineage: Eukaryota; Metazoa; Chordata; Mammalia; Rodentia; Dipodidae
Gene: Serpind1
Product: serpin family D member 1
Exons: 5
Coding region: 144-1583 (479 amino acids)
Biological process (GO): negative regulation of endopeptidase activity; blood coagulation
Molecular function (GO): serine-type endopeptidase inhibitor activity
Source: RefSeq, a predicted model, not a curated record
AGUGAUAUUUGAAUUGGGACAUAUUUACUUUGGAAAACACAACAGCUCAACACCAAAGUUCACACUGAAACCCGGCUGAUGACCCUGUCUGGUUUCAUCUCUGCAACGACAGUGUUCAGAAGCAGAGCUUCAGCUCUACCAAAAUGAAACGCCCAUUCUAUGCCCUUCUUGUUUCUCUCAUCUUGUCUGUGUGUGGUGGGAGCCAAGGCUUUGCUGAGCAGAUAAACAGUGACAACCUGAGCCUGCCUCUUCUGCCUGCUGACUUUCAUAAAGAAAAUACAGUCACCAAUGACUGGAUUCCAGAGGGGGAGGAGGAGGAUGACUACUUGGACCUGGAGAAGCUAUUCAGAGAAGAUGACGACUACAUUGACAUUGUUGACGCGGUCUCCCCAACAGACGCAGAAUCAAGUGCUGAGGACAUCCUGCAGCUUUUCCAAGGCAAGAGUCGGAUCCAGCGUCUUAACAUCCUCAACGCAAAGUUUGCCUUUAACCUCUACCGAGCACUGAAGGGACAGGGCCCCACGUCUGAUAACAUUUUCAUAGCUCCUGUUGGCAUUUCUACUGCAAUGGGGAUGAUUUCCUUGGGCCUGAAGGGAGAGACCCAUGAACAGGUGCACUCGGUUCUGCAUUUUAAAGAUUUUGUCAAUGCCAGCAGCAAGUAUGAGAUCACUACAAUUCACAAUCUCUUCCGCAAGCUGACCCAUCGCCUCUUCAGAAGGAACUUUGGGUAUACCCUCAGGUCAGUCAAUGACCUUUAUGUCCAAAAGCAGUUUCCCAUCUGUGAUGACUUCAAAGCUAAAAUGAGAGAGUUUUACUUUGCUGAGGCACAGGUAGCUGACUUCUCAGACCCUGCCUUCAUAUUGAGGGCCAACAACCACAUUCUGAAGCUCACCAAGGGUCUCAUAAAAGCAGCUCUGGAGGACGUAGACCCUGCUACUCAGAUGAUGAUUCUAAACUGCAUCUACUUUAAAGGAACCUGGGUGAAUAAAUUCCCAGUGGAGAUGACACACAAUCACAACUUCCGACUUAAUGAACGAGAGGUGGUCAAAGUCCCCAUGAUGCAGACCAAAGGGAACUUCCUUGCAGCAAAUGACCAGGAGUUGGAUUGUGAUAUCCUCCAGCUGGAGUAUGUGGGGGGCAUCAGCAUGCUAAUUGUAGUCCCGCACAAGCUGUCGGGGAUGAAGACCCUUGAAGCACAGCUGGCUCCCCAGGUAGUGGAGAGAUGGCAAAAAAGCAUGACUAACAGAACUCGAGAGGUGCUUCUGCCCAAGUUUAAGCUCGAGAAGAACUACAACCUUGUGGAGGCCCUGAAGUCCAUGGGGAUCACAGAGAUGUUCAACAAAAAUGGCAACAUGUCGGGCAUCUCAGAGCAGAGAAUCACCAUAGACCUGUUCAAGCAUCAAGGCACCAUCACAGUGAAUGAAGAGGGCACCCAAGCUGCAGCUGUGACCACAGUGGGGUUCAUGCCAUUGUCUACCCAAGUCCGCUUCACUGUUGAUCGCCCAUUCCUGUUUCUAGUGUAUGAACACCGCACCAGCUGCCUGCUCUUCAUGGGGAGAGUGGCCAACCCUGCCAGCUCUUAAUGGUGACAGUCUGGGCACGUAAUGUGUUUGGGGGACAUUAAUUCUGUUCACAUUCUAACAAUGAGGACAGAGAUGUUUAGACAUCAUAAAUUCUGUGGUUUAUGCUACCAAAGUGAAUUCCAGGCCUAUAUGAGAGAAGAAAUUUACUAAAGACUGAGACACUGACUAUAAACAAUGCCUUAAGUAAGCAGGAAUUAGUAUAGCUAGCACCCAGCUGUCCCUGGAAGGUAUCAGCAACAGGCUGUACCAGCCCCACCUCACAACAAGACAAGAGCAUGCCUGAGCACCUUCUUCCCAGGCGGCCUCACCUGCUUCUUCUACUCAAGGCCUCUCUGCAGCAGGACCCCAUCUGAACGCAACACAAGAGCUGCAUAACCAUUUCCCCAGCCCUCCCAGAGAGGAUGCCCAACUAGCAUUGUUCCUGAUGUCCAUGGGAGAAGCAAACAUGAGACACACAUGGGUGUCCAAAGUGUUGGGGCCUAAUUACCUCAAGGGCUGACCUUCCCAAUACAUACAAAUGUCAUCUCUCCUCCCACUGUUGCCUCACUGUUACCCAUGUAUGCAAUGUCACACCUUCUUAAUCUAAAGAUUAAACAAACAUGACCACA